Tuber aestivum (summer truffle) is the source of this 2455-nucleotide messenger RNA. NCBI's taxonomy places the organism in Eukaryota, Fungi, Ascomycota, Pezizomycetes, Pezizales, Tuberaceae. The record is from the annotation of a GenBank genome assembly.
GGACCGAACCAAGCCAAUGCGAGACGAGCCAAGACAAAAGAAAAGAGAGGGAGAAAGCGAUGAGAUGGGGAAAACAUGUUACCGGAAAUUAGAUGCGAUCUACGAUACAAGUGGCCGUUGCUACUUCUUACUGGCUGGGGAUGGGACGGAAGUGACGGGAUCAAGUGCACACAGGGCCAGCAAGCAAGGCGAAAGGGCCAAAAGCGAGGGCGAAAAGGAAGGAUCUUGCUUACGGCACAGCACAGCAAGCCACGACGGUUGGGGAGGAGGGAGGCAGGGUGAAGAAAAGGAAAGCGAAUCUGUGGGGUACUGUACUGUACAGUACAGCUAUUCUCUUUCCUCUCUUGAUACGGUACCAUUCGCACGGGUUACCAGUAUACCAGUAUUAUUAUUAAAAGGUUAUUUAUUGUGCUUGAGUGCAGCACCGUGUCGCGAGUUCCAGGCACUGGCACUCGUGAGGGAAGACAUGACACGGCCGACGGUGUCAUGUCGGGGAAAAGUGGAGGGAGAGAAAAUCUCGUGGAAGUUACUCCGCGUUCAGAGCUUUUUUUAACCCUUUCCUUUCUCACACAAAAUGUGAUCAUGCACCAUCGCCUUUCGAUGGGUGAGUUAAGUUAGUCACUUCGCUCGCCUCCGUCCUCUUCCCUACCCGUACUUUACCAUUUCCGCCUUUUACCUCUUUUUCUGCUCGUACCCUAUAUAUCCCAUAACUUUACCCCUCUCCCCCUCCAUUUCUUGUUCCUACUUUUGCCGAUCCAUACUCGAGUAGACUGAGGGCUUUGUCCGUUGACCCCACCACCAUCAUUACCUCGUUCGUCUCAACCUCCUCCCCCUCCUCCGUUCCUACAACAACCUCAACCGACACCAACACCCUUUGUCGUGACAGUCUCUCAAACCCAGCAGGAAUGUCUUCUCCAGACUUGCAACCUGAAGAGAGCUACACCUUCCCAUCCCACCGCCUUCAACAGGUAUUGAGCGAUCCUACUAAGAUACCGUUGGUCCUUGUCGCUUGUGGCUCUUUCUCGCCCAUCACCCACAUGCAUCUUCGAAUGUUCGAGAUGGCUGUCGACUAUGUACGUCAGAACAUGAGCGAUACUUAUGAGGUCGUUGGCGGCUACCUAUCACCUGUGAGCGAUCGGUACAAAAAGGCUGGUCUGGCAAGCGCCACCCAUCGGUUUGUCCUCCUCUCCUCUUCCACCUCCGCCCCCGGUCCCGAUUAACGUACAUACUAUAGGGUCCGCAUGUGCGAAUUAGCCUGUGAACAAACCUCCGACUGGCUAAUGGUCGACCCAUGGGAAGCUAUCCAGAAGGAGUACCAGCCCACUGCCGUCGUACUGAAUCACAUCACCACUUCCGUGAAUGAGCAGCUCGGUGGAAUUUCCACCAGCUCAGACCCGGACGCUCCCAAGAAGCCUGCGCAAGUUUUUUUGCUCGGUGGCUCUGACCUUUUGCAAACUAUGUCGCAGCCAGGCGUCUGGUCUUUGGAGGAUCUGGACUUGAUUAUUGGGUCCCACGGGAUUUUUGUCAUUGAGCGUUCCGGCUCUAGUGUCAGUGAUGCGUUGGCCCCGCUUAGCGAGUGGGGAGAGAAGAUUGGGAAGAACUGGUUGGAGAAUAUCCAUGUUGUUCGGCAAUUGAUUGCCAACGAUAUCAGCAGUACCAGGAUCAGGCAAUUCUUGAGAUGGGGGAUGAGUGUUAAGUACCUACUGCCCAAUUGUGUCAUUGAGUACCUGAAGGAGCACCAAUUCUACAGAGACCCGGUUGAGGAUAAUUACCCUUUGGGGGACGAGAAGGAGAAAGGAAAAGGGGAAAUGGUGGAGGAAGGCUCAAACACCGUGAGCGACGGAGCGAGGGUGGCCUGAUUUGAUAAUGGAAAGUUUAGCGGAGGCCCAGAUGCGAGGCCGUUGGAAGGCGUAGGGGUGACACGCACCCGGCAGACCAGAAGAAGAAUAAGGCCAAAAAAAAAACAGAAAACGUUCAGAUUGAGGUCCAAGGAAGUUUCGGGCAAACCGGGAUCCGAUGGAUGGGUUCAACUCUCAUGGCUAGUUGGAUUCUAUAUACCCCCCGCGGUUUUUCCAGUCCAGAGCGGCGAUAGAUAUUAUACAGAAAUGAUACCCCUUUUCCUCUCUAUUGUUUCAUUGUCUCCUUCUCUCGGGGCUUGCUUUUUCUAUGUAGAAUAAAGACCGGACAAAGCUGGGUUUCCACUCCUUAAACCGGAUGAUCUCCUGUUUGUUUAUUUUAGUUACAUCUCUCUCUCUCUCUCCAGAGUAUCUUUUCCUUUUUAACGGCUUCUGAAACUGAUAGAUCAUACUUACGGCCAAAUGUUUCUUGAAAGAUAUAAAGAUGGAGUUGCUGCCCUGGGGGCCUGUUUCAAAUUGAUAUCAAUCGCGUCCUUUUGAGGGGUUUGCUCUUUCUUUCCGCCCUCUGUGGCUCUUCCAUGUCUCGGAAUCGCUGAUGA